UCCCAGUAAAUAGAACUAUAUAUAGUACAAUCUACCAUACACCUACAGUUAUAACAGUACUACAAUCUUCCUGCACAACCCCAUUGGAAACUUUGUGCCCCUUUAGCAUGAAUUUAUGUGAUGUGGCUCUGCUCUCAUAUCAUGUGACAGUCAUGUGAUGAUCUCUUCCCCCUCACACACAGCCCAGCAUCCUCACGACCUCCCGUUCUCCCGUGGAGACCGACUGACCAUCCUGGAGCCUUGCAACGUCAUCUUCUGGUACCUGGCAGAGGACGCCCACGGGAAGAGAGGAGUCAUUCCCAUCAACUUCGUCAAGGUUGACGGUACCAAGGUUUGGUCUAAGCCACCUCCCCCUCUCCCCCCAUCUCCCUCCUCCUCCUACACCUCCUCCUCCACUGGCCACCUCGUGUCUGUCACUCCAGACCAGAGACAGAGGAGACUUUCUCCUCAAACUAUUUCAAGGUCUUCAGUACAUCCCCAUGUUCACCGCACAUCAUCAGCAGAGGGACUCGAUAGUUCACACCCUAUCACUCCGCCCAAACCCCGCCUACCCUCUCCUCCACCAAUGACAUCAUCGUCGACGCCGCCCACCAAUGACACCACACCCCCUGUCAUCCCACCGCGACAUGCCCCACCCAUGCCAUUCCGACAGCCCGCAGGAGGUAGACAGAACAUCCCCCGGAGUGCCAGGGUUACCCCCGGGGGCCUUACCCCGGGGUUUAGGACUAACGGCAAGCCCCCCGUACCCCUCCCCCCAUCACCAAAGCCGCAACCCCGGGGGAAAAAACUCGCUCCUCCUCCACUUCAGCCGAAACCGGGGGCCAAGAAAUUAGUUCCCCAGCAAUCAAAUGGCCCCUCGUCGCGGCACAUGACAAGCAAAGCCGCACCCAAAAAGACACCCUCAUACAAGAAACCCCUUACGCCAAAUGUUUUGCCCCUCGCUAGCGAGCAAAUACCACAGGGGCCCCCAAUUAAUAUUGACAACAGACCCCCUGCACCCCUACCCCUUGAGGCAUUCUUGCCAGGGUCUGCUGGUGCGUCAGCCCUACCUCUCAGUCCCGCUGUAGGUCCUAAAGGUAAAUACAACACCAUUCAGGAGUUCAUAAGCAAAUCGGGCUGGUUCCAGCCGUCAGUAGAGGCGGUUCUGUGUCGCAAGGCAGUAAUCCAGAUCCCAGUCUUUCUGACUAUGACCACUGGAGUCUACCUCUUCAAACAUAGGUUCAGAGCCAACCUCCAAUAUGUGGGGAAAAGCCACAACGUCUACAAAGGAUUGAUCCAGAUGUUCCACCGACUGUUUGAGCGACCGGACAGCAAGUUGAACCCCGUGGAACUGCAGCUCAAGUACCACAGUCCUGACUCGGAUCAGUGGUAUGUGAGGCUUGUUGCAGUUCAAAACCCCGACAGACUAGACCUGGAACGGGCAAAAAUGAUCGCUCGAAUGAGGUCAGUACAGCCGGAUGGGCUGAACACAGAGUUUGAGUUUUCAAGCCGAGAGGACUGGUACGAGUUUGCCGCCUGGUACAAGGAUCACUGCAGCAAGGCAAAAGAGAUGCAGAGGGCCAGCGGAGGAUUUUGAUCCCGUCCUGAACAAGAGGAAACUGCAGAGUGACUUGAAAGACGUCCAAACGUCGUUCUUGGCCCUCCCUCCUCCCCGUUUCAAUUUACAACAGAGGAAUAAUUUUAGCUCAUGUUAUAUACCUCUACCUCUCUCAUCUUUUUCCUUUUUCAAUUCGCACACAUUAACAAUGGGACAAGAGGAUGUCUAUCCCCUUCUCCUCCCUCGAUCGUCAUGCACACACUCAACUGCAUACUAUAUACACAUAACUAUUAUAGUGUAUCUACGCCCCAAUUUCACCAACUAUUAUCACUGUAUAUUACACGUCAGUACGGUACAAUAGAUAAUAUAUACACUUCACAAAA
Geodia barretti is the source of this 1920-nucleotide messenger RNA. The record is from the annotation of a GenBank genome assembly. Lineage: Eukaryota; Metazoa; Porifera; Demospongiae; Tetractinellida; Geodiidae.